Onthophagus taurus is the source of this 1959-nucleotide messenger RNA. It is a transcript of the gene kin17, whose product is annotated as kin17 DNA and RNA binding protein. Gene Ontology annotation, cellular component: nucleus. Gene Ontology annotation, molecular function: double-stranded DNA binding. NCBI's taxonomy places the organism in Eukaryota, Metazoa, Arthropoda, Insecta, Coleoptera, Scarabaeidae. Gene Ontology annotation, biological process: DNA damage response; DNA replication. The record is from RefSeq and is a predicted model, not a curated record.
UAGUUAGUCAUCAAUUGUCUGUGAGUCCUUAUAACAGUUAAAAAAAAUAAUAAUGUGUAUGACACAUCAAUUUGUUUCUUCUUCUUUUAACAUAACCAAUUUAUUUUAAUUGAGCUUGAAAGAGUUAAGUUUGUAUGCUUUAAAAUGUAAAAAAAUUUCCACAAAUAUUUGUUUUUGUAAUAAAUAUCCUGUGUUUAUUUUGUACUUUCUGUUAUGACUCAUUUCCUUGUUAUGUAUGCACUGUAUUAUUUACAAAAGCAAACAGAAUUUUAACUAUGUCAUUGGGUUAAUUGUAAUAUUUUCGCUUUAAAUCAAAUUGAUUUUCUUUCUGUGUAUUGAAUUAUUCAUUCCUACCAAUAAAAAAGAUAACUUUUCGUUAUCAUUUAUCGUAUAUGUUACUCAAUAAUUAUUGCUAAAUUGAUGAAUCAUACACUAAAAUCAAUGUUAUUAAUAAAUAAACAUUAAAAAACGUAAUAUAAUCGCCAAAAAUGAUAAAAAAUUAAAAUAUCAAAGUGACAUUUAGAAUUUGACAAUUAAUUUUUGAAAAUAUUUGUUGUCAACAAUAUUUCGCGCAUGCGCUUUAUUCGUAACUAACUUCAUACAGUAAGCGCCAUAUUGAAUUAGUUGUCAAUUAAUUGUGUCAGUUUUUCUCUUUGAUUCUUUCAACAAAUUAAUUAAAAAUGCCUCGCGCGGAGGUUGGGACGCCAAAGUAUUUGGCGAAUAAAAUGAAAGCGAAAGGUUUGCAAAAACUACGCUGGUAUUGCCAAAUGUGUCAGAAACAAUGCAGAGAUGAAAAUGGGUUUAAAUGCCAUACGAUGUCGGAGUCCCAUCAAAGACAACUUUUAUUAUUUGCGGAUAACCCGAAGAAAUAUAUGGACGAAUUUUCUUAUGAUUUCGCUAAAGGUUAUUUAGACAUAUUAAGGCGUCAAUUUGGAACGAAACGGGUGUUGGCGAACAAAGUUUACCAAGAGUAUAUCACUGAUAAAAAUCAUAUUCACAUGAACUCCACGCGAUGGGUGACUCUAACGGGGUUCGUAAAAUGGUGCGCAGCAACCGGAAAAUGCAUAUCAGAGGACACAGAAAAAGGGUGGUACAUAACCUAUAUCGAUAGAGACCCCGAGACGAUUGCCAGAGAAAAAAGAAAACAUAAAAAACUAAAAAUGGAUAAAGACGACGAAGAAAAAACCAUGGAAUUCAUUGAAAAUCAAGUAAAACGUGGACAAGAAAAAAUAAAAAACGAUGAACCCAUUUUUACCGAAUUAAAAAGAGAAGAAGAAGAAAAAUUAACCUUAGAAAUCAAAUUAGAGAAUAAAUUUAAAGUACCCGCCCCAAUUCCAGUCUCAAAAUUAAUUAAAGUUCAAGAUGAUGACACAAAAUCGAUUAAAUCAUUUAAAUCAACCAAAUCAGAAGGAAGAAAACGAUCAGCUUUGGAUGAUAUCAUGGAUAACGAGGAAAAAAAGAAAGAAAAGUCGAAUCGGAAAGAUUAUUGGAUAACUGAAGGGAUUGUUGUUAAAAUUGUUACGAAAUCGUUAGGGGAAGAUUAUUAUAAACAAAAAGGUGUUGUGGUUCAAGUCCAAGAUAAAUAUGUCGCGAUUGUUAAAUUAUUAGAAGGUGGGAAAAAAGUUAAAUUGGAUCAAGAACAUUUAGAAACGGUUAUUCCGGCGAUUGGUAAAUUGGUUAGAGUUGUUAAUGGGGCUUAUCGUGGUGAAAAAGCCACCUUAUUAAAACUUGAUGAAAGAAACUUUUGUGUUGAUGUUGAAAUUGCGUCCGGUUUGUUACAAGGAAGAAAAAUUUCGGGUGUUCAAUAUGAAGAUGUAUCAAAAAUACAUUGUGAUUAAUUUUAUAAAUUAUAAUUAAGAUUAAUAAUUUAAAUUAAGUUUAAAUUUUAUUUUUUUUUAAUAAUAAAUGUAUAAAUAACUUUUUUGCGUUUUGACCCAUUAUUGACCAUUGUACAGGGAA